Molecule: messenger RNA, 678 nt
Organism: Effrenium voratum
Lineage: Eukaryota; Dinophyceae; Suessiales; Symbiodiniaceae
Source: the annotation of a GenBank genome assembly
AUGCAUGAUGUCACCAUGAUCGACUUUGGACUGGUCGAUGGCUCCAUCGAAGAAGCUUUGCAGGCUAUCUACGCGGAAGCCGCUGCUUACUGCGCUCGACAGGGCCUUCAGCUGCACAUGGUGGCCCUCACCCGCAUUUCGCUCGGCUGGACGAGUAGUUGGAGUUACCCGACAGGGUCAUGGUUCAAGGGCCAGGACACGGUGUCUCUUCUGGCGUACUUGCAAUGGAAGUACGAGAGCUUGAUCCUAACCUGUGGAGACCACGAACAUGUGACCUACAUGAUGGACAUUUUCCAAGUGGUCAAAGCUUCCAACUCCUUCAUGCGAUGCAUGUACCAUGCCGGCCUUUGGCUAGGACAUGAUGAGCGAGAUCACAUCAUCCUAAACAUGAGCAUUGUUUUGCAGGGCUUCCUUGGCUUGGCAGAGUAUGCCUAUGAAGGUUUGUCCCUGACGCGGUGGAAAUUGCAGCCUAAGUUCCACGCCCUCGCCGAGCUACGGUACAGUCUCAUGAAGCAAAAAGCUUCCCAAUACGACUCAAUCAGCCCACUUGCAUUUGCAACACAGUUGGAUGAAGACUUUGUUGGGAGGGUGUCAACGUUUUCAAGAACAGUUGCCUCGAGGACCAUACAUCAGAAGACGAUAGAACGUUAUCUGAUUGCCCUUGAGUCGGGAUGGUAG